Rotaria sp. Silwood2 is the source of this 924-nucleotide messenger RNA. NCBI's taxonomy places the organism in Eukaryota, Metazoa, Rotifera, Eurotatoria, Philodinida, Philodinidae. The record is from the annotation of a GenBank genome assembly.
AUGUACACUAUGAAGGUCUCUUACUUUAUCUUACCUAUUUUGCUUCUUGGCAUAUGUUUGCAUCGUCAAAUUUACGCGGAAAAUGUGGAUUUAAAACCAUGCUUUGCUGAAGACUGGAUUCGAUGCGGUAUUGCUGUCGGUAAGAUUACGAUUACAAAUGCAGCUCGAAAAAAAUUCGGUACAAAUGAUCUUCGUGGAAAAGUAUUUGUUUCAUCAGGUUUGGGUGGCAUGUCCGGUGCUCAACCAAAAGCAUGUCAACUUCUUGGUUGUGUUGGUGUUAUUGCUGAAGUAAGCGAAGAAGCUGCAAAAAAACGAUAUGAUCAAGGUUGGUGUCAAGAAUUAAUUUAUGAUCUAAAUCAAUUAAUUGCUCGUAUUCGGGAAUGUCGAGAAAAAAAAUUAGCAACAUCUAUUGGCUUUGUUGGUAAUGUUGUUGACGUUUGGGAACGUUUAGCAAAUGAAAAAGAAACACUUGUGGAUAUUGGUAGUGAUCAAACAUCAUGUCAUAUUCCAUAUCAAGGUGGAUAUUAUCCAGUUCAAUUGUCAUAUGAUGAAGCUCGAAAAUGCAUGAAAAAUGAUCCGACAAAAUUUAAAGAACUUGUUCAUGAAAGUAUUAAACGACAAAUUGCUGCUAUUGAUAAAUUAUAUGAACGUGGAAUGUAUUUUUUUGAUUAUGGUAAUGCAUUUUUACUUACAGCUAAACAUGCAGGUGCUCCGAUUGGUGGUGAUGAUGGAGAUAAAAGUAUUCGUUUUAAAUAUCCAUCAUAUGUUCAAGAUAUUAUGGGAGAUAUAUUCUCACUUGGUUUUGGACCAUUUAGAUGGGUAUGUGCAUCAGGUUUGGCAAGUGAUUUACAAGAGACGGAUAAGAUUGCUCAAGAUGUUAUUAAAGAUCUUAUGUCAAAUAAGGAUAGUAUGUAUCAAAUAUAA